CGCCCUCGAGUUCGCCAAACACGUACAAAUUUUGCGCUACUUGAUGUCAUGCUCUGAAGUUUCUUGUUGACGUCAGGUUGAUCUUCAAACAGUCCAGAUCAGUAUUUCUAAUCUUACGUUCUAUAUUGGUAAAUUUCUUCAAGGUGGUUGGAUUGGACUAAUGAAAUAAUUAUUUCAUCACAACAAAAUUAACUUUGUUUCUAACUCCACAUCAACGUUCAUAUUUCGGUUGCUUAAUGGAUGUGAAAGUUGGUAAACCGAGAGAAAAGCCUUCAUACUACGGUGGGGAUAAAGUUGACGCUGACGAUGAAGAAUCUCAAAAGCUUUGUAUAAAUGAUUGUCGACAAAAGCAGGCAGCAUUGUACCCUCCCUUUUUGUUUAAAUCAUCGUCGGCACAGUUACUUCUCUCACCUCCAGAUGCAAGUGAACUUCUUGUUAUAACUGGUCAAAGUAGAAUUCAUCUGUAUAUACAGCGAAAUUUGGACGAACUUUCGCUCGAAACAUGUGAAAAUUGCAAUAACUCUAAUCACUCAGACAUCUCAAAUCCUGUUGAAGUCGAUUUGGCUGUUUGCAAACUAAAUAAUCUUAGUAUUCCAUCGUUUCCUCAAAAUUUGUCUUCUGAAGUUUCAAUAUACCGGUCUCAUGGACUUCCUUUACUUGUUUGGCCUAAAUCAGCUGAUAAAAUACUCAUUCAAAAGUAUUUAAAUUAUAACUAUCCGGAUUGUGGUCGUUGGUUUAGUGAACUUGAUAAAGUAACCGGCUGGUUAGAACAGAAAUGGAGGCCAUUAACACGAAACUUGGGCAUAGUUAGUAAUGGUGAAAUCAAUAAUAAUGAUGAUAAUUGGAUCAAAUUGGAUAAGAAUAUAUGUAUUCGUGGUCUUCCCUCGGAUUGCGUUGCUGUAACUUAUUUGAAAAAACGUUCAACACAAUAUGAAAAAUAUGCCAGUUUAUUAAAAAGUUACUUUACUCAUCGUCUACAAUUCACACCAGCUUUUCAUCAUAAUCCUAUACAUAGAGAACUUGAAGAACAUUACAAAGAAAGACUCGGUUGUUUAAGUGAAGAUGCUGGUUAUUUUAAUGUUAUUGGAAAUCGUCUCAUUCAAGUGAUUAAUAAAGCUUUAUCAUCUGGUAGACCGUAUUCUCUUAACCCAAUCACUUUCACUUCUUCUAUCAGUGAUUUAAGUAUGAGAGAACAAUGUUUACAUGCUUUACUACCUGGCAAUGAGGUGAAGAAUAUUAGAAACCAGAAGAGGAAAUCCACUAACGAACUGUGUAGAAUCGAUGGUCUUUCCGAUACUGAUAGUCAGUUUAUUGAUAGUCAAUCUAAUGACGACGGUGACGGAAGCAUUUCAGAAUUUGACGAUGAUAGUGAUCAGUUUUUAGCGCCUAAUGAGAAGGACACAGUUGGUCCGAAAUCAGCUGAUCAGUCCACUCGUGAUCUACCAAAUCGACCAAUAAGCAAAGAGAUAAUGAAAAAUAAAGGCAUUGUAAAAUAUCGGCAUAAACGUGAACGUAAUCCUAGAGUGCAUUUACGGCAUAAAUUCCGUAAGGCAACAAUUCGUUACAGAUCACGUGUUGCGCCGGUUCGUAAAGAAGACAAACCAUAUGCUGGUGAAGUUAAAGGAAUACGUGUAAAUUUGAUUAAAUCGCAUAAAUUCAAAAAAUAUUAAUUCACUUUUCAACACAUUCAGUACUUCUUUGUAGUUGAUCUCCUUUCCUUUCUGUGAUCAUUCUGACAUGUUUUUUAUGUGAUUAGCGGUGUUAUAUAUUAAAUAUAUUAGAU
Schistosoma curassoni is the source of this 1783-nucleotide messenger RNA. The record is from the annotation of a GenBank genome assembly. Lineage: Eukaryota; Metazoa; Platyhelminthes; Trematoda; Strigeidida; Schistosomatidae.